Messenger RNA from Pteropus alecto (black flying fox), 3302 nucleotides. RefSeq names its product SWI/SNF related, matrix associated, actin dependent regulator of chromatin, subfamily a like 1 (gene SMARCAL1). The record is from RefSeq and is a predicted model, not a curated record. Gene Ontology annotation, cellular component: nuclear replication fork. Lineage: Eukaryota; Metazoa; Chordata; Mammalia; Chiroptera; Pteropodidae. Gene Ontology annotation, molecular function: ATP-dependent chromatin remodeler activity; ATP binding. The transcript has 18 exons. Gene Ontology annotation, biological process: DNA repair; replication fork processing. Bases 386 to 3238 code for a protein of 950 amino acids.
UGGGAAAUGUAGUUCCUCGGUGACCAAGCGCUCUUCCCUCUCAGGCCCCGGCGGUGAGAUAAUGGGGGCGAACGGGCAGCGCACGAAUGUCCGUUCCUAACUGCCCUUCCGGAAGCGUAAUCUGGCCCGGGAGUCUUCUGGAGACGCGCCUGGGUUCCCGGUGGGCCGCGAAUGUGGUGUGCAUUUUAGGCCUCACCGGGUGAGAAGGUAGACUGGGAAGAAGGCGGCGGAGGCGGACGAGACCAAAUGCCAGUCUAGAGCAGGGAGCAGGCCAAGGAGAGGGAUGAAUCCAGGUGGAGAGAGUGUGUUAGCAAGUGUUAUGCCAUGCUUUUGCCAUGUUUCUGAUUAAAGAUUGACGUUCCUGCAUAAGUAUUUCUCUGCAAAAAUGUCCUUGCCUCUCACUGAGGAGCAGAGGAAGAAGAUUGAAGAAAAUCGACAAAAGGCUCUGGCUCGUAGAGCUGAGAAAUUAUUAGAACAGCACCAGCGUGCAGGCUUGAGCUCCUCCAUUGCUGCCCACCCAUCCCAGUCCAAGCACAACCCUUCCCCAAAUCUCCCCAGGGAUCCUUCUAAGCCAGUGAGCCAUGGUGUCAGUUUUGAGCAACAAAAUCCUAGUAGUUCAUCUAAUGGUGACCAAAGACCUCAUAAUCCCCACAGUUUUCAUCUUAGCACUCCAGAUCAGGCAAAGGGGACAUGGAAGUGGCAAGAAGUGAUGUCCACAGCCUACCCUCACCAAAGCCCACCAAGUCAAAAGACUCUCACUGGGAUCUCCCCUCCCUUGGCACAAAGUCCUCCAGAGGUUUCCAAUGAGUGGCUUUUGGGUCCUGGGUUAGGUCAAGGUCAUCCUCAGGCUUCACAUGGGACCAAAUCGACACCCUUUGCUAACACAACUCAUGAGCCUUUGGCCAAAGGAGAGAGUUCUCAGGAUACACCAACUAUCUCUGGACAGACUCCCAAGGAUCCUAAAUUGGAGGCCACGCCAGCAAGACCCUUGUCCACCUUAGGGCAGAACGUUUCCAAUGUCCUCUGUGGCUCAGGGAGUGUGAUGCCCAGGACAGAGGGAAAACUCCAACAGAAAUCGCAGGCUUCACUCCCUAAAACAGUAAGCUCACAGGAGGGAAAAUGCAUAAGGAAUGGAGACCGCUUCCAGGUGAAGAUUGGGUACAAUGCAGAGCUCAUUGCUGUGUUUAAGCGUCUGCCCAGCAGAAGUUUUGAUCCUGACACCAAGACAUGGAACUUCAGCAUGACUGACUACAAUGCCCUAAUGAAAGCAGCCCAGCACCUCUCCACAGUCACCUUGCAGCCUUUGGAAGAGGCCAGCGGUGUGUCACAGACCAGCCUUCCUUCAGCUCCCUCCCUUGCCUUUGUCAAAGGGCAGUGCGUGCUCAUCUCCCGGGCCCGCUUCGAAGCAGACAUUGGCUAUUCAGAAGUGUUGAUGGCACUGUUUAAACAGAUGGAUUCCAGAAAUUACGAUGUCAAGACCAGGAAGUGGAACUUUCUCUUGGAAGAGCACAAUAAACUAAUUGAAAGGGUACGCUGCCUUCCACAAGUUCAGCUGAAUCCUCUGCCCAAGACACUCACCCUGGCUUUCGCUUCUCAGCUGGAGAAGACGUCUCUCUGUCCCACGGCAGACAUCCCUGAGGCAGACCUCUCCAGAGUGGACCCCAAGCUCGUGUCUAGCCUGCUGCCCUUUCAGAGAGCUGGAGUCAAUUUUGCCAUAGCGAAAGGAGGCCGCCUGCUACUUGCCGAUGACAUGGGCCUGGGAAAGACCAUCCAAGCCAUCUGUAUCGCCGCCUUCUACCGGAAGGAGUGGCCGCUCCUGGUGGUGGUGCCGUCAUCCGUGCGCUUCACCUGGGAGCAGGCCUUCCUUCAGUGGCUGCCAUCUCUUAGCCCAGAGAACAUCAAUGUCGUCGUGACGGGCAAAGACCGCCUGACAGCUGGCUUGGUCAACAUUGUCAGUUUUGACCUUCUGAGCAAGUUGGAAAAACAACUGAAAACCCAUUUUAAAGUUGUCAUCAUUGAUGAAUCUCACUUCCUCAAAAACAUUAAGACCGCCCGCUGCCGUGCAGCUGUGCCCCUCCUCAAGAUUGCCAAGCGAGUGAUCCUACUGUCGGGCACACCAGCCAUGUCACGGCCUGCCGAGCUCUACACGCAGAUCAUUGCGGUCAAGCCAACGUUCUUCCCUCAGUUUCAUGCCUUUGGACUUCGCUACUGUGAUGCCAAGCGGCAUGCCUGGGGAUGGGAUUAUUCGGGCUCCUCCAACCUGGGAGAGCUGAAGCUCCUUCUGGAGGAGGCGGUCAUGCUGCGACGCCUCAAAUCUGACGUCCUUGCCCAGCUCCCAGCCAAACAGCGCAAGAUGGUGGUGUUUGCCCCAGGUCAGAUCAAUGCCAAGGCCAGAACGUCCCUGGAUGCCGCCGCCGAGGAAAUGACCACCAAGGGCAAAUCUAAAGGACAGCAGAGAGAAGCCCUCAUUCUCUUCUUCAACAGAACAGCCGAAGCUAAAAUCCCAUCUAUCAUUGAAUAUAUCCUGGACCUGCUGGAAAGUGGAAGAGAGAAGUUUCUGGUGUUUGCACACCAUAAGGUGGUUCUAGAUGCAAUUACUAAAGUGCUUGAGAAAAAGCAGGUGCAGCACAUCCGCAUCGAUGGCUCCACCUCCUCUGCAGAUCGGGAGGACCUGUGCCAGCAGUUCCAGCUGUCCGAGAGACAUGCUGUGGCCGUGCUGUCCAUCACCGCCGCCAACAUGGGCCUCACCUUCUCCUCCGCUGACCUGGUGGUGUUCGCUGAGCUGUUCUGGAACCCAGGGGUGCUGAUGCAGGCUGAGGACCGGGUGCAUCGCAUUGGACAGUCAAGCUCCGUGGGCAUCCACUACCUCGUAGCGAGAGGCACAGCCGAUGACUACCUUUGGCCCCUGAUUCAAGAGAAGAUUAAAGUUCUGGGUGAAGCUGGGGUUUCUGAGGCCAAUUUUUCAGAAAUGACAGAAGACACUGAUUACAUCUACAAGGACCCAAAGCAGCAGAACAUCUAUGACCUAUUCCAGAAGUCCUUUGAGGAAGAUGGAAGCGAUAAGGAACUCCUGGAAGCAGCGGAGUCCUUCGACCCUGGAAGUGCUUCAGGAACAUCUGGAACUAGUUCCCAGGACAUAGGAGACUUGCCGGAUGAAAGCACAUCGAUGGACAGUCCAGUGAAGAAAAGGAGAUUUGAAUUUUUUGAUAACUGGGACAGCUUUACCUCCCCCUUGUAAGAAGGGCAAAAAAAAACCUUUUAAAAUCAUGGAAUACAUUAAAGUAAGGCAUUUUGUUUUUAAA